Messenger RNA from Carassius auratus (goldfish), 4412 nucleotides. Its product is annotated as E3 ubiquitin-protein ligase SMURF2. Gene Ontology annotation, molecular function: ubiquitin protein ligase activity; SMAD binding. Lineage: Eukaryota; Metazoa; Chordata; Actinopteri; Cypriniformes; Cyprinidae. Gene Ontology annotation, biological process: proteasome-mediated ubiquitin-dependent protein catabolic process; protein ubiquitination; negative regulation of BMP signaling pathway. The record is from RefSeq and is a predicted model, not a curated record. The transcript has 20 exons. Gene Ontology annotation, cellular component: cytoplasm. Bases 388 to 2688 code for a protein of 766 amino acids.
UUUAGUGGCUCAGCAUAUGCCAGACACCCUACAAACCACAUUUCCUCAAUUCAGUCGCCUGUAGCGAUACUACUUUUCCCUCGAGGUCUCGCUGCAGCGGCAGCAGAACCCGUGCGGGGACAUGCGAAGAGCUUCUGGAGGUCUUUGUAAGCGGAUUGUUUGAGGGAACGUAGGUUUGGUAGAACUACGAGGAGCGAGUGAAAGCCGCGGCGCGAGCGUGUGUUUAUGUAUGUAGACAUGGCAGGGCUGUGCACAUCCGGGCCACAGCACCGUGACUCCAUUAUUUUCUGUUCACUGUGAAACUGGCGUUGAGGGCAACCAGAAAGCAACUCUACAGCACAUUCGACUCGUUUUCUGUAAUAAUCAGCCGGGAUAAGGGUCAAGGACAUGUCUAAUCAAGGAGUUAGAAGAAACGGGCCCGUUAAGUUACGUUUAACAGUUCUUUGCGCAAAGAACCUGGUGAAGAAAGACUUCUUCCGAUUGCCAGACCCCUUCGCUAAGGUGGUGGUGGACGGUUCGGGGCAGUGCCACUCAACAGACACAGUGAGGAACACGCUGGACCCCAAAUGGAACCAGCACUAUGACCUGUAUAUCGGGAAGUCGGACUCCAUCACCAUCAGCGUGUGGAACCACAAGAAGAUCCAUAAGAAACAGGGAGCGGGAUUCCUGGGAUGCGUACGACUCCUCUCCAACUCCAUUAACCGACUCAAGGACACAGGCUGUGAGUAUCAGCGUUUGGACCUGAACAAGUUGGGGCCCAAUGACAGCGAUACCGUGAGGGGACAGAUAGUAGUGAGUCUUCAGUCCAGGGACAGGAUCGGCACCGGAGGGCCAGUGGUGGACUGCAGUCGUCUGUUUGACAAUGACCUGCCUGAUGGCUGGGAGGAGAGGAGAACUGCAUCUGGCCGGAUCCAGUAUCUGAAUCAUAUCACACGCAGCACCCAAUGGGAAAGACCUACAAGGCCUGCAUCCGAGUACUCGAGCCCCGGCCGGCCACUCAGCUGCAUUGUGGAUGAGAACACACCCAUCAUGACGCCCAACGGGGCAGCAGGCGUACCUGUGGAUGACCCCCGGGUGCAGGAGCGAAGGGUUCGCUCUCAGAGACACAGAAACUACAUGAGCAGAACUCACCUACACACACCGCCGGACCUGCCCGAGGGAUACGAGCAAAGGACCACGCAGCAGGGUCAGGUCUAUUUCCUGCACACACAGACGGGCGUCAGCACAUGGCACGACCCCAGAGUGCCCAGGGAUCUCAGUAAUGUGAACUGUGAGGAGCUGGGCCCGUUGCCUCCAGGCUGGGAGAUCAGAAACACAGCCACCGGACGCGUGUACUUUGUGGACCACAACAAUCGAACCACACAAUUCACAGACCCGCGUCUCUCCGCUAACCUGCACCUCGUCCUAAAUCCCAGUCCCAAUGGCUCGCGUGGUGCUGUUGAGGCUCAGAGCAGUCGUCCCGCACAGCUGAAGGAGCAGGCUCAGUCUGUCGUGUCUCCUGCAAAUCUCCCCGAGGACCCUGAAUGUCUCACGGUGCCCAAGUACAAGCGAGACCUGGUGCAGAAACUGAAAAUCCUGAGACAGGAGCUGUCCCAGCAGCAACCGCAGGCGGGACACUGCCGUAUUGAGGUCUCGAGGGAGGAGAUCUUUGAGGAAUCAUAUCGGCAGGUGAUGAAGAUGAGGCCGAAGGACCUGUGGAAGAGGUUGAUGGUCAAGUUCAGAGGAGAGGAGGGUCUCGACUAUGGUGGAGUCGCGAGGGAGUGGUUAUACUUGCUGUCACAUGAGAUGUUAAAUCCAUACUAUGGACUGUUCCAGUAUUCACGAGAUGACAUCUACACGCUGCAGAUCAACCCGGACUCUGCCGUUAAUCCUGAGCAUUUGUCUUAUUUCCACUUCGUGGGGAGGAUUAUGGGAAUGGCUGUUUUCCAUGGUCACUACAUAGACGGAGGCUUCACUCUGCCCUUCUACAAGCAGCUGCUGGGGAAACCCAUCACUCUGGACGACAUGGAGUCAGUGGAUCCAGAUCUCCACAACAGCCUCGUCUGGAUCCUAGAUAAUGACAUCACUGGGGUGUUGGACCACACGUUCUGCGUCGAACACAAUGCAUACGGAGAGAUCAUUCAGCACGAGCUCAAACCCAAUGGCAAGAGCAUCCCUGUCACCCAGGACACCAAGAAGGAGUAUGUGAGACUUUAUGUGAACUGGCGGUUCCUGAGGGGCAUCGAGGCUCAGUUCCUGGCCCUGCAGAAAGGCUUUAAUGAGGUCAUCCCACAACACCUACUCAAAGCAUUUGAUGAGAAAGAGCUGGAGCUUAUUGUGUGUGGACUCGGGAAGAUCGACAUCAAUGACUGGAAGUCAAACACCCGUCUGAAGCACUGCACACCUGACAGUAACAUUGUGAAGUGGUUCUGGCGGGCCGUGGAGUCGUAUGAUGAGGAAAGAAGAGCCAGACUGCUGCAGUUUGUCACCGGCUCCUCCAGAGUCCCACUACAAGGAUUCAAAGCCCUGCAAGGUGCUGCUGGACCUCGUCUCUUCACCAUCCAUCAGAUCGACGCCAGCACCAAUAACCUGCCCAAAGCACACACUUGCUUCAACCGUAUCGACAUUCCUCCAUACGAGAUCUACGAUAAACUCUACGACAAACUGCUGACGGCCAUCGAGGAGACCUGCGGCUUCGCUGUGGAAUGAUCGUCCACCGUUGGCGCUCGCAGAGGAACCUUUCUCCAGGCGGGACGGACCUGUCAGUCAGCCGGCAGACGCGUGAGCCUCACGAGGAGCUCAGACAGAAAGGCUGAGGCAGGGUGGAUUAUACAGCAGCACUCCACGCCUGAUGCUGCUUUACAGAUCUUUCUGCAUUAUUUGAAAAGAAGAGAAGAAAACAACGGAUCUUUUCAGCUGCUAGAAACUCUUGUACUUACUAUUUUGGAACCUCCUCUUCCUUUUUUUUUCUUUUUUUUUUUUUUUAAGUCCAUAGGUUGAUUUUUAGCAUUAAGACAACAUAUUAACAGUAUUUCAUGUAGCAUUUUCACAGACUAGACUUAAGGGGAAAGGGGCACGCAGAACAAGAGCGUUCACGCAUAAGCUAACGCAGAAGCACUACUGUCCUUACCGAAGACUAGACGAGAAGAGGAAGCCAAUGUCAACAAAAGACUAAGUUUGUCAUUUGGGACUUGCAAAGGGUUGGACUUGAGCAAGCCGUGAGAUUAUUUCCUUUCGAUCAGGGAACUGGGCUCCUCUGGCCUCUUCAGGGCUGCCCUACACCAGACGUCAUCUUGACUACCUGUGCUCCAUAACUCAAGACUGGAGUCAUCUGCAGACUGAUUUAUAAGCUUGUUGAACGUGAACGAAUGAAUACAUGAAUUCCUAGGUAGGUAGGUAGUCUAGCUUUAUUUUUUUACGGCGUGAGAGGACGAGGUAAAACAUAAUAAAAUUAUACAGAUAUAAUAUAUUGGCAUCGUCACAGGAACUGAUGGCUGCCGAUGUUUCCAGAGCAGAAAAUGAAGUUGUGUCCAAUGAAAAAAGGCUUUAAUGAGGUUGGCAUUGGCUUGCUUUGAAUGUUCAAAUUCCAUCUUUUUUUUUUCUUUUUUUUGUAAGAAAAUUUGUGAAGAAAAACAUUUUAAUAUGUUGCAUUAUUGGUGUCAACUUUUUUGGUAAACUGUAUUCUUAUUUGUCUCGGAUGUCAAUCAAACCCUUUAAAAUAUUUAAAUAUGAUGCAUAUCUAUGAGCAUGUUAAUGAGAUGUGAAGUGUCUUCCAUGUCAUACCUUCUCAUUAUAUUGUUACGGUUUAUUUCCUGGGCCUGUUUAUUAUUAUUAUUAUUAUUAUUAUUAUUAUUUCAUAAAAGAAGAAAUGUAACUCUACCCCUCGUGGAAAUCAAGGGAGAGUAGUGUCUGUAUUACUUGUUAGUUUUGUAAUUUAUUAUUAACCCAUUGUAGUACCAAUUUACUGAACAUUUUGACCAUGAAAAAUGUAACUGGCCUUCAGUGAGCAUUUACAGACACACUGCAAGGAGGAUCGCUGUAUUAAAGAACAAGAAACAAUUCUAUCUUUUAUAGAAAUGCAUCAGCUUUAGCAGAAAACAACAAAAGCAUGUCUGAUGUGCUCUUUGUAAGCCUCUGAAAUGCACAGCUUAAAAACCUGUUCCUUCAAGAUUAUUAAAAGAAACUGCAUAAAUAAACACAUGCGGAUAUAUAUAUAUAUAUAUAUAUAUAUAUAUAUAUAUAUAUAUAUAUAUAUAUAUAUAUAUAUAUUAGUUAAAUGUGUCUGAGAUGCUGCCUGUCUAUAGCAAUCCUUUAUGACCAUGGACUGUUGUUAAGAGUUUGCAUACGCUGAAUUUGAGCUAUACAUCUUUUGUUUUUUUAUAAAUUUGAGUGUGAAAGGUGAAACAAAAAUAAAAAAAGCCUCUGGAUGGAUA